UUCAUGAACGUGACGGUGCGGAGCGGGCUGCCUAUGGUGCUGUUGGGCUCGGCCGAGCCCUGUGCCCAGCUGCAUGUCUCCUCUGUCAGCAUGGUGGACUCGGCGGAGCAGAACCGGGGGCACAGCGCCCGCUUCUUCGACUUCCUGACGGCGCAGCUGGGCCUCGGCCCCGAGCGGAUUCUCAUCCGCUUUUACCCAAUGGAAACCUGGCAGAUCGGCAAGGACAGAACAGUUGUGACAUUUCUCUGA
Molecule: messenger RNA, 249 nt
Organism: Tauraco erythrolophus (red-crested turaco)
Lineage: Eukaryota; Metazoa; Chordata; Aves; Musophagiformes; Musophagidae
Source: RefSeq, a predicted model, not a curated record